Triticum aestivum (bread wheat) is the source of this 2810-nucleotide messenger RNA. RefSeq lists its product as uncharacterized. Gene Ontology annotation, molecular function: oxidoreductase activity. The record is from RefSeq and is a predicted model, not a curated record. NCBI's taxonomy places the organism in Eukaryota, Viridiplantae, Streptophyta, Magnoliopsida, Poales, Poaceae. The coding region runs from base 1 to 678 and encodes 225 amino acids. Gene Ontology annotation, cellular component: cytoplasm. The transcript has 5 exons.
AUGGGCUCUGCCGCGACCAUCGUGUUGCCCAUCUCCGUGCCUUGGAAAGGAAAAAGGGAUGACAAAUUGAAGGAAAGUGAGGCAUACGCAAACUUCUCCUUCCUCCUUCCUAUCCCCCUUCCCCCCACUCCUCCGAAUUUCCGAUUCGCUGAUCUCAUCUCCCGCCUCUUGAUUUCUGCCUGCAGGAGAGGCAGCUGCUGCGGAGGAGCGACCAGGGACGACUUGCCGCGCCCCGGACUCCGCCGUGGAGCUCCAGGAGCUGAGGCGGGAGCGCGCGCGGCGCUUCACCGUGCUGCCGCUGGACCUCACCGACGAGAGCAUCAUAGAGGCCACAGCGGCCGCAAUUGGAGUGACCCACGGAUCUCUCGACUUACUGAUCAAUGCCAGACAACAUCCUUUCGAUCCCAAAUGUUAUACAACCAGCACCUGCGUCUAUUUCUGAAGAUUGGAGCAACCUUGGAAACAGGGAAGGGUUGCUCGUUGGUUGCAGAUAUGAGCGCUAGGGUUGGCUCGAUAGACAUUGGUUUGGAAGGCUGGCAUUCGUACAGAGCUUCUAAAACUGCACCGAAUCAAUUGACAAAGACUGCAUCAGUCGAGUUGGGCAAGAGGGACAACAUCGCCUGCAUUUUGCUACAUCCAGGAACAGUUGACACCGACCUCUCACGGCCAUUCCAAUGAAAUGUUGCCAAGGAUAAGAUCUUUAGGGAGCUCUUUACACAGAAGCUACCGUCCAUCACUGACAAUGCCAGAAGACCGACAACGGGAAGUUCUUCGCUUGGGAUGGUCAAGAAAUCCCAUGGUGACCACUGUUUUUGGUCAGUGACUGUCGCCCCUUCUAUUUUUUUUGUGUCUUCUUUUUACCACUCUUAUUUCUUAUUUGGAACCGCUUGUGCCUUUUUAGCUUUGAAUUAAAAAGCUUUACUCACUCCAGUUAGAUAUCUGAUUUGAAAACCAUGACUCUGUGGGCAACUGGGCAUAUCUUCACUAUGGCCUCAGGUGAGGUACGACAAUAUUUGCACACGUCCGCGGAAUAUUCGACCUCGGCGUGGCGUAGCACAUGGCAAGGGCGAAGAUCUGGUCGGCACCCACACCAAGGGUGCCAUUGUAGAAGCUUCCAUUUUCGGCGGUUGCCGUGGUGAUGGUCUGCAGGAGGCGGUAAAGGUUCUUGUGGUACUGGCUUCCGUCGCUGUAGUUGUCAGCAGUGGAGCACGAGAUCAGGGAUUGGUGGACAUUGUCCACAAGUGCGCCGAUGACGAAUAGGAGUAGCAGAAGGUGAAGCAUGGAGUUUGAACCAUGGCCGGCCAGUGGUGACUUUUAAGGCCGGCCAGCCGUGACUUUUUUUAAGGCCGGCCAGUGGUGACUUUUUUUUAAGGCCGGCUAGUGGUGACUUGGUCGACAGGAUAACGUAACACAUCCCUUGGCAAGGCUAAUUAUAUGAUACGUUGGGAGUAACUAGGACUUUGGCACUAGCUCAGCAAAUUUUUUUUGAGGGAAAUACGAGCUCAGCAUUUGGUAGAUUCUAUUACCACAAGACAAAGACUCGUAGCUAUCUCCCACUGAGGUCCAACGGUGACCGAGUCUCCGUUGAUUUUUCUCUUGAUUGCUACCAGAAUUACUUUUUUUGUCACUAUCAAAAUUCAAAGUUGAUUGUCUGUAGUGGAUUAUUCGUAGCAUGAGCCAUAUGGACACAUGUGUCAUUCAAGGCACGGCCAAAUUUUCACAAGUCUUGCAAAACUAGUAAUUACACAUCUCUAUCAAAAUGCAUAGCAUUUCCCGAUAAGUGAAAUAAUAAUUUAUUAUAGAUCAGCGGAGAUUUCCUUUUCAUCAGUAUGUAGCAAAAACUGAAUCAUUUGUUUGCCUCAUUGCAAGAAAAAAAACCCUGUACAGGAGAAGACAUUGUACCAUAAAAAACCCUUUAAAGGAUCAGCUGAUCGAUCAGCCAGGAGCAAAGGUGAGUUCAACCUGUACCUUUUCUUAACAGGCAAGAGCUCUGCUUUUCAAUUGAUAUGUAGUACUCUCUCUGUUCAUAAAUAUAAGAUAUUUUAAAUAUUUUAAUAUGAACUACAUACAGACUAAAAUGGGUGAACAAACACGCCAAAACGUGUCUAUAUACAUUCCAUUUAGAAAAAUAUUAAAACAUCUCAUAUUUGUGAACUGAGGGAGUAGGAGAGAGCAUAGGCCUACGGCCAAACCGAAAAGAACAAAAAACUACGACACAUGUCAAACCAAGUUAUAAGUCUUAAGUGCUUAUUACUUUGGGAUGGAGCUGAGUUUUCAAAAAAUUCACGAAUGUAGUGCAUACUAUACUAGUACAAUGCAAAGUCAGUUGGGUAAUGACAUUUUAGUAUCUGCAUGCCAUUGCUGAUCAUGUACAAUUAGUGGCCUAAAACAUAUUAUAUUAGUUUACAGAAGGAGUAUCUGAGAGCCAGUAAAAUUCGGUUUAGUCGACCCAACUUAUCUAUGAGCUGGAGUGGUGGUUUUUGCCUUGCCCGAGUUGUGGCUUCGAGGCGGACUAUUCUUGUAAAGCAUCUCCAAGGCUGACCCGUAAAUCUUCCGCAAUUGUUUGGACCGCCGAAUCCAUAUAACGCGGGCCUGUAUCGGUUCGCGGAUGGUCCGGUGGCGAUUUCUUUUGCGAACAAAGACAAAAGUGAAGGAACUUUGCGGGAAUCCGGACACGUGAAACAUAGGAAUCAGACACCCCAGGCCCACCCAAAACCCUCCCCGGACCCCGCGACUCCAUCCUUCUUUUGCCGUCGCCACCGCUCCACCACUCCGGCCACCACGCCACACCCCUGCCAGAAAUCCGCGUC